AUGAGGAUUGUUUGUGGCAUUGGAGACGCGUGGUGUGAUACCACCGAGCAGCAGCAUAAGCCGUGUCCGGUGUACUUGGGGCCCGAACUGGACGGGGCAGCGUCGGACCUGGCCACUCAAGGAUACACCGUCCUCCGAGAACUUCCGCACGAUGGAAAUUUCGGUUGCGGCGCCCUAGUCGGACGGCACGAGAGCGACCUGAAACGCGUGGCCAUCCGACUCAUCCAGCGCGGCGGAAACAAGUCCAGCGAUGCAACCGCCCACAGUAGCGGAGAGAUCUACAAACCGUCUGGUUCUUUUAAAAGUUGUUUUUUGGCCGACAACAUAGAACUUUUACAGAGUCUACGGCACGAAAACCUGAUUAAAAUGCACGAGUUUUUUGUCACCAGAGGUCACUUGGCAGUGGUUGCUGAAUACUGUGAAAACGGGGAUUUGGCUCAUCUUGUGGCCCACAGGAAAGCGGGGUUUCUAAUAGAACCAGUGAGCAGACGAUACUUCAAACAGAUCUUCCAAGCGAUGGAAUACCUACAUCACAACAACAUAGCACACCGCGACGUCAAAUGCAGCAAGUUCGUGGUCUCGAGAAACAACGUCCUUAAACUGUGCGACCUUGGCACCGCCGUUCUAUACAAAGAUGGCGACCCCCUGCUCACUGAUACCAAGUGUGGAUCGCCAGGGUAUCGGGCGCCAGAACUCUUGUCCAAUUUUCCUUACGAUCCUCGGAGAGUUGACAUGUGGGCGAUGGGCGUUCUCCUCUACUACAUGGCCACUGGUCUAAUACCUUACCACGGUCAACCAAACAUUCCUGUCAAACUGAGCUUUCCCAACGGAGAUGUCCUCAACCUUAGCCGAGAACUAAAGCAAUUACUGCAAGGCCUCCUCACGCACAACUCUGAGCUCCGUUUCACCUUAAACCGCGUGAGAAAUAGUCCCUGGCUGUGCAAGGCAGACGACGGCGUGUACAUCGGGAACUUUUUCCGUGUGCGGCAGCCUGAGAAGGUGCGUACAUCGGCCAAGGAGACGAAACUGAAGAGAGAAUUACACAUCUGA
This is a messenger RNA of Lingula anatina, 1050 nucleotides long. RefSeq lists its product as uncharacterized. The record is from RefSeq and is a predicted model, not a curated record. NCBI's taxonomy places the organism in Eukaryota, Metazoa, Brachiopoda, Lingulata, Lingulida, Lingulidae. Gene Ontology annotation, molecular function: protein serine/threonine kinase activity; ATP binding. Gene Ontology annotation, biological process: intracellular signal transduction; protein phosphorylation. Gene Ontology annotation, cellular component: cytoplasm.